UAACGUAGCUUGUAAAAUUAGUAAAAUUAUAAUUUUUACUAAAUUAAAGUUAUUUCCGCUCUGUGUGGUAAACAUUGGAAUCCCGCAAUGGACGAAGAAAGUCGCCAGCUGAUAGGAGACUGCUUCCUGCGUACCGUCGUAGAUCCUCGCUCGACAAAUGCCCCAUUGGAACCACCGCCAACAAAGGCACCGGUUAAAACCGAGCUGCAAAUCCUGCGCCUAAAGGAGGAAUCCCGAACGAUGGUGAUGGACACGCUGCGGACCAUUCACGGGGAAUCGUUUCAGCUGGGUGAUAUUUCCAUGCACGAGGACAAAGGAGGUCGCAUGAAAAAGGCCUACUGGAAGGAUCGAGGCAAUCUGAUCGUUCAGGGUGGAUGUGAUUAUUCGAAUGCACGAAAGACCGCCAAUGGAAAUGAGGAUAAGUUUCGAAUGUACGCACUGAUAAAGCUGGAGAGUUACGGUUUUGCGAAAGGGCACUGCGAGGAAGCGCUGGAUCACUGUAGUGGAAAUGUGGAUGAUGCGUUGGAACUGCUGUUUGAGAAGUAUUUUCCACCUCCGGUGGAUUUGUCGCUUUUGGAUUGUGAUUUGCAGCCGGAGGAACUUAACCAGAUGAGAGCAGAUGAAAAGGAAGCACUGGAGUCGAUUUACGAUAAAUUGUUUAUCGAAAAGGAACGCAAUCGAGUUUGGCAGCUGAAAUUUAAAAUUGACCACCUGUUGGUUCAUAGCCCAUCGGAGGUGAGAAAACUAGAGCAGAAGAAAAAGCAAGAGGCUGAAGAGGAACACAAACGGCAGCUGGCUGCCAAGGCUAAACGGAAAAAGGGUAAAAAGGAACCAUGCUGGAACUAUGCUAAAGGUAAAUGUAGAUAUGGUAAUAAGUGCUUAUUUUCUCAUGGAUCUGAAUCUGACGAUGAAGAGACUCCCAAAGAGGGAAAAUCUAAACCGGAGGAAGAUCCAAAUUGGUUUUUCCUGGAAAUUCGUUUCCCCCAAAAGAGCAAAUACCCUUAUGAGCCUCCGCUGUUAUUUCUAAAGACAACUUGCCCUGACAUACCGCAUCUGUUAAUGCUGCGUGUUGCGAGGUUGCUGGUUCAGGAGUCGAUCAAAAUUACUCAAGACGGAAUGCCCUGUAUUUACUCUGUCGCCGAACUUUUGCAGAAUGACGAAGAAAUUUCCCGCUUUAUCGAGUUGGAUCGAUAUCAAUUUCCCGAUUCUCGUCGUUCUCUGUUCUACCAGCCUACGGAGCAAGCUUUAAACAAUUUAAAAAUCGAAGAUUUGCCUAGCCACAAUCAAAUGGGUCAGACGAAGCGUUCCACAGGUCCUAAAACCAAUCCGGAGCAACUGCUGAAAGACGACCUGAACAUUAUCCGCAAGUUUAUGGAUAAGCAGAAAAACGAAGCCUACAAGGAAAUGCUCCGUCACCGGCAGCAGUUGCCUGCUUGGUCCAAAAUGACCGAAAUAAUUACUGCCAUGGAGUCCAAUUCAGUGCUGGUAAUCAGCGGAGAAACGGGCUGCGGUAAGUCAACUCAAGUGCCUCAAUUUAUACUAGAUAAUUGGCUGUUCCAGUCAUCCAAGCUGGAACGAAAAGUUCCUCAUGUGGAAAUCAUUUGCACUCAGCCACGGCGCCUCUCGGCCAUCGGAGUAGCUGAGCGAGUGGCUGACGAGCGCAACGAAAGGAUCGGUAACACGGUUGGUUAUCAAAUUCGAUUGGAGAACAAAAUUUCCUCCUCGACGCGACUCACCUUUUGUACGACGGGAAUUCUGCUUCGACGGUUGCAAUCGGAACCCACUUUGGACACGGUUACCCACAUCAUUGUCGAUGAGGUUCACGAACGCUCCGAAGAGUCCGAUUUUCUACUGUUAAUCCUCAAGGAAUUGUUAGAAAAGCGCAGCGAUUUGAAGGUGAUUCUUAUGUCGGCCACCCUGAAUUCGAACCUCUUUUCGUCCUACUUCGGGGACGUCCCGGUGUUGGACAUUCCCGGUCGGACGUUCCCCGUGGAGCAGCUUUUCCUGGAAGACAUCGUAGAACGAAGUGCUUUCGUGCUGGAACCCGAUUCUCAGUAUUGUCGCAAAUUGCGCAAAGGCGAAGAGGAACAACUGCUGCAGGAGCUUGAGUAUGCCGAUGUUAAGGCGGCAAAUGCCGCCCCAGCAAGGACUAUCAAGGAUGAAAACCUCAAGAUGGCCGAUAUGUUUGCCCGGUAUUCGGACUACUCAAAAGCAACAUGCAAAACUCUUUACCUGAUGGAUCCCUUGCGAAUCAAUCCGGAAUUGAUCGAGCACGUCUUGCGUUACAUUGUGGAAGGGACGGAGCAACACGGAUGGCCCCAGGAGGGUUCGAUCCUCGUUUUCCUACCCGGUUUAGCUGAAAUCAAAACCAUUCAUGAAGCACUCACCGACAGUAAGCUGUUCGGUCCCCGGGAGGACAAGUUCGUACUGGUACCCCUUCACUCGAGCUUAAGCAACGAAGAGCAAACGCUGGUGUUCAAAAAAGCUCCCAAAGGUAAGCGAAAAAUUGUACUCAGUACCAACAUCGCCGAAACGUCCGUCACCAUCGACGACUGCGUGUUUGUGGUGGACUGCGGACAGAUGAAGGAGAAGCGUUUCGAUUCGAACCAGAACAUGGAGUCGCUUGACGUGGUUUGGGUUUCUCGGGCUAAUGCAAUGCAACGGAAGGGACGAGCCGGUCGCGUUAUGCCCGGUGUUUGCAUUCACCUGUACACCAGGCCACGCUUCACGAACCACAUCCUCGCGCAACCGGUACCGGAGAUUCAUCGGAUACCACUGGAACCACUUUUACUAAGGAUAAAAACCCUAAGCACGCUACAGGCGAGGGAGCUAAAGCACGUGCUGAAGGCAAUAAUUGAACCGCCCAGCGAUGAGAAUAUAGAAGCCGCCAAAAAGCGUUUGGUUGACGUGGGGGCGUUCGAUCUGCAGGAACAACUAACCCCAUUAGGGCACCAUUUAUCUGCCCUUCCAGUGGACGUCCGAAUCGGAAAACUUAUGCUGUUUGGAGCAAUUUUCCAAUGCUUGGACAGCGUUUUGACGAUUGCAGCCUGUUUGAGCUAUAAAAGUCCGUUCGUUUCCCCCUUCAAUAAAAGGGACGAAGCCGACAGUAGGAAGCGUCUGUUUGGCAUCGCAAACAGUGAUCACUUAACGAUGCUGAACGCCUACCGAAAGUGGAAAGAAACAACCAAGAGAAGCCGCUAUGCGGCCAGUUGCUACGCUGAAGAGAAUUAUCUUUCCACGAAAACAUUGCAGACGAUCGGCGAGAUGAAGUACCAAUUCCUGGAGCUGUUGGUGUCCAUAGGAUUCGUGCCGAUUGAUUUAACCUCUCGACGGGGGAAGUUCGUCAGGGACGAUCUGCUGGAGCUAACGGGGACAGAAAUCAACGCUAACGGCGACAAUAACCGCCUUCUGGCGGCAAUCCUCUGUGCUGCCUUGUACCCCAAUGUCAUCAAAAUUCUAACCCCGGAAAAGAGCUUCAUCAGCGGUGCCGGCGGAGCCGUCCCCAAGUUACCUCAACCAUCGGACUUGCGCUUCAAAACCAAACAGGACGGUUACGUUUUUCUUCACCCGUCUUCCAUCAACUCUCGCUACGGUAGUUUCAAUUCACCCUAUCUGGUCUAUCAAGAGAAGGUGAAAACGUCCCGCAUCUACAUCCGCGAGACGACCAUGGUUCCGCUACUGCCGAUGGUUCUGUUUUCCGGCAGCGAUUUGCGGAUCGAACUGCACAGUGGCGAUUUUAUGAUUCUGCUCGAGGACGGGUGGAUUGUGCUGCAGGCCGAAACGCACGAGGUAGCCGAAAUGAUGAAAUUCCUUCGGCUGGAGUUGGCAAAAAUGCUGGAAAUGAAGAUUACCGAUCCACUGCUGAAUUUGGCUAACCACGAGCACGGUCGAAAGGUAAUCGGGACGAUUGUGCAGUUGAUCAAUAAGGAGUGAAUAGGCAGACGAACUGUGCAAUCGUAAGUUUUUUUUUAUUUUCGUUAUUUAAAAAUGUAACCUAGUUAUUCAUA
Messenger RNA from Sabethes cyaneus, 4007 nucleotides. RefSeq names its product putative ATP-dependent RNA helicase DHX57. Gene Ontology annotation, molecular function: ATP binding; metal ion binding; protein binding. The transcript is spliced from 3 exons. The coding region runs from base 88 to 3933 and encodes 1281 amino acids. Lineage: Eukaryota; Metazoa; Arthropoda; Insecta; Diptera; Culicidae. The record is from RefSeq and is a predicted model, not a curated record. Gene Ontology annotation, cellular component: intracellular anatomical structure.